AUGUCAUAUUAUUGGGUAGUUCUGGUCUUAUUUACGACGCAAGCCUUUUCAAUUGAAGAGGAUAAAUCUGCUUAUUAUCAAGAGAAGUGUAUAAGCCAGCGGCUUAUUAAUCAUUAUCAGUUGAACAAAGAAAUCUUUGGUGUGGGAAAGUGCGACGGUAAAAAUGAAAAUAAAUUACGUCAAAAACGCCGUAUUGACCCCACAUUUCAUGGCAAUCCGAAGCCACGAGGUGAACUUUUGGCCAGUAAGUUUCAUGUAAAUUCCUAUAACUUUGAUCAGACAAACUCAUUGGUUGGGCUGGUUAACAAAAUUGCCCAAGAGUACCUUAAUAAAUGUCCACCGGUCAUAUACUAUGAUAGCUUUGUGGAAAAAUCUGACGGAUUGAUUUUAGAGAAUUUGUUUAAGACUAUUCCCAUUACUUUCUACCACGGGGAAAUCAAUUCAGGCUAUGAAGCAAAAAAUAAACGUUUCACGAGCCAUAUAGAUAGCAAUUGCAAGAGCUACAUUCUUUUUCUUUCGGACCCAUUAAUGACGCGAAAGAUUUUAGGUCCGCAAACUGAAAGUCGUGUAGUUCUUGUCUCAAGGUCCACACAAUGGAAACUCCGGGAUUUCUUGUCCUCGGAGCUAUCCUCAAACAUAGUAAAUUUGCUAGUUAUUGGAGAGUCUCUAAUGGCUGAUCCGAUGCGCGAGCGCCCAUACGUGCUCUACACCCACAAGCUCUAUGCAGAUGGACUUGGCUCAAAUACUCCGGUAGUGCUAACCAGCUGGAUAAAGGGAGCUUUGUCACGUCCACAUAUCAAUCUGUUUCCAUCGAAGUUUCAAUAUGGUUUUGCGGGACACAGAUUUCAAAUUUCGGCCGCAAAUCAGCCGCCGUUUAUUUUUCGCAUUCGCACUUUAGAUUCCUCAGGAAUGGGCCAGUUGCGAUGGGACGGAGUAGAAUUUCGUCUGCUGACAAUGAUAUCUAAGCGGUUAAACUUUUCGAUAGAUAUCACUGAGGCCCCAACGCGGUCGAAUACUCGCGGAAUAGUAGACACCAUCCAGGAACAGAUUGUAGAGAGGACAGUAGACAUUGGUAUGUCCGGUAUAUACAUAACUCAGGAACGGCUGAUGGAUUCAGCCAUGUCGGUGGGACACUCACGCGAUUGUGCAGCUUUUAUAACACUUGCCUCGAAGGCGCUGCCGAAAUACAGAGCUAUCAUGGGACCGUUCCAAUGGCCAGUCUGGGUAGCUCUGAUUUGCGUUUACCUCGGAGGGAUAUUUCCGAUUGUUUUUACCGACCGUUUGACACUUAGCCAUUUAAUGGGUAAUUGGGGUGAGGUAGAGAAUAUGUUCUGGUAUGUGUUUGGCAUGUUCACAAACGCUUUCUCCUUCACCGGGAAAUACUCGUGGAGCAACACGCGGAAAAUUUCCACACGCCUUCUAAUUGGAGCAUAUUGGCUCUUUACAAUUAUCAUUACAUCUUGCUACACAGGCUCCAUCAUUGCAUUCGUAACGUUGCCAGCGUUUCCCGACACCGUUGACUCUGUGUUGGAUCUGCUGGGCUUGUUCUUUCGCGUUGGAACCCUAAACAAUGGAGGCUGGGAGACCUGGUUCCAGAACUCCACCCACAUACCGACGUCUAAAUUGUACAAGAAGAUGGAGUUUGUCGGAUCCCUAGAUGAGGGCAUUGGCAACGUUACCCAGAGCUUCUUUUGGAACUAUGCCUUUCUUGGCUCAAAAGCCCAGCUUGAAUACCUGGUGCAGUCAAAUUUUUCAGAUGAAAAUAUAUCUCGCCGAUCGGCGCUUCAUUUAAGUGAAGAGUGUUUUGCUCUUUUCCAAAUAGGCUUUCUGUUUCCCCGGGAGUCCGUGUAUAAAAUGAAAAUAGACUCGAUGAUUUUACUCACCCAGCAAAGCGGUCUUAUUGCAAAAAUCAAUAACGAAGUAAGCUGGGUUAUGCAGCGAUCGUCUUCAGGUCGCCUGCUCCAGGCCAGUUCUUCAAAUUCCUUACGUGAAAUUAUUCAGGAAGAGCGCCAAUUGACUACGGCGGACACAGAAGGCAUGUUCCUGCUCAUGGCACUAGGCUACUUUCUAGGGGCCACAGCCCUGGUGUCCGAGAUCGUGGGUGGCAUUACCAACAAGUGCCGUCAAAUAAUCAAGCGCUCCCGCAAGUCGGCCUCCUCUUGGUCGUCGGCGUCAAGUGGGUCAAUGCAUCGCACGAAAGCCGAGCAACUAUCCCAUGAUAAACGAAAGGCCACCAGACGCGAGGCCGCUGAGGUUGCCCAAAAGAUGAGUUUUGGAAUGCGCGAGUUAAAUCUUACCCGCACAACGCUUCGCGAAAUAUACGGAAGCUACGGGAUUUCUGAAAAAGAUCAUGGUCAGCAGGCUGUCGUUCACGCAGAGUUUCCAAACAGUUCUGGAACAUUGAAUAACAUUGAAGACGUGGAAUCUCAGGAAGCUAUUGAAUCUCUGCAGCGUUUAGACGAUUUUAUGGACCAGAUGGAUAACGAUGGCGAUCUUCACUCCCAGACAUUCAGUAUUGACAAUUAAUCACACAAGUUUUAAAAAUUAUUUUAUUUAGUUGGUGCACCUGAAAAUACAUUUUUCAAAAUAACA
Molecule: messenger RNA, 2592 nt
Organism: Drosophila teissieri
Lineage: Eukaryota; Metazoa; Arthropoda; Insecta; Diptera; Drosophilidae
Gene: Ir21a
Product: ionotropic receptor 21a
Exons: 5
Coding region: 1-2526 (841 amino acids)
Cellular component (GO): membrane
Molecular function (GO): ligand-gated monoatomic ion channel activity
Source: RefSeq, a predicted model, not a curated record